Molecule: messenger RNA, 609 nt
Organism: Metarhizium album ARSEF 1941
Lineage: Eukaryota; Fungi; Ascomycota; Sordariomycetes; Hypocreales; Clavicipitaceae
Product: NUDIX hydrolase domain protein
Exons: 1
Coding region: 1-609 (202 amino acids)
Source: RefSeq, a predicted model, not a curated record
AUGGAGCCGGCACGGGACGCAGGCAGACCGCCGCGCUUCGAGGUCCCGCACGACGGGUCCCUGUCCCAGUUCAGGGUGCCCCCCGACGGCUGGAUCCGGGCCAACAACAAGCCGUGGGACGGCAUCGCCACGGGCGCGCUCGUGUUUGACGCCCGCGGCCGCGUCCUGCUCCUCCGGCGCGCGCGGCACGACUCCAUGCCCGGCCUGUGGGAGGUGCCCGGGGGCGCGGUCGACGCCGACGACGCGACCAUCCUGCACGGGUGCGCCAGGGAGCUCUGGGAGGAGGCGGGCCUGGCGGCGCGCCGGCUGGUGCGCCUCGUCACCGAGGGCCGUCCCGGGGCCGGCGCGUUCCAGGAGUUCCGCAACAGCACCGGGACCAAGCUGAUUGGCAAGUUCCAGUUCGAGGUGGAGGUGGAGGUGGGCGAGGGCCAGGCGGUCAGGCUGGACCCCAACGAGCACCAGGACUUUGUGUGGGCGACGGAGGGCGAGGUCGCGCGCGGCGAGGCCCGGGGCACCAAGAUCCCCUUCACCAAGGCGAGCCACAGGGACGUUGUGCUGGAGGCGUUCAGGCUGAGGAGGGCGGCGCAGGGCGCACAGUCUCUACCGUGA